Suillus clintonianus is the source of this 2622-nucleotide messenger RNA. RefSeq lists its product as uncharacterized. Lineage: Eukaryota; Fungi; Basidiomycota; Agaricomycetes; Boletales; Suillaceae. Gene Ontology annotation, cellular component: exosome (RNase complex); P-body. The transcript has 2 exons. The record is from RefSeq and is a predicted model, not a curated record. Bases 1 to 2622 code for a protein of 873 amino acids. Gene Ontology annotation, biological process: mRNA catabolic process. Gene Ontology annotation, molecular function: RNA binding; 3'-5'-RNA exonuclease activity.
AUGACAGAAACGCAAGCUGCCUUUGCAAACGAUGUAGAAGAUGCAGAGGUUGGUGUAGGACCCGAGGAUGCUUCUUUAGCUUCUACCAUAGAGGCCGGGACACUUGUUGAGAUACGAAAGGGUUCCAUAUAUGCAUAUGGUAUAGUCUUGGGCCAUUCGUAUAUGAGCGGUCGCAUGUGGCAUCUCUCCUUGAUCAGUACAGGCGAAAUCAUUCAGCACGUCGAGUCAGAUGUGUAUAUCGAGGUCCCUCGCAUGGCCGACAGGGACCUCGCCCUUCGCUCAGGCAUCAAUGAAAUCCCAGUAGACCGCGUACAGACUAAUGCGCGCGUUGAAAUCCUGAAGUACCUACGGGAAGCCGAAAAAGAGAUAAACAAGGCAUUCAUGAUCAUCGGACGGAAAAACGCGGGGCUAUACCCCCUCGUGAGGGCGAAGCACCCAGACGAGUGGGCGACCGUCAGUCUUUCAGAGGCUGCGAAAUUGGUGUGCGAUUACAGACCGGAGAGCUGGUCGACACUUGUCGCGACGCAUAAAUACAUCAUGGGCCGCCCUAUCGAAUUUGUGCCGCACAUGCAGUUUCAGAGACUUGCGCUCACGUAUGAUGUGCGGCCAGAAAACCAUGUUGGGAAGUUGCAGAGAGUGGUGGAUAUGGUGCGGAAGAGGAGCCCGGGACUGGAGGCGUUUAUUGAGAAAGCUCGGAGGCUCGUUCUGAUUGCUAGAGAGAAUGCUAGCGAGUCUUGGGAUGAGCCUCCGAGGAGAGUUGUCGCAAAGGAUAUCACGUUUUCCCCAGACGAUCGCGCCAUCCUCGAUGUCUUGCACCUUGCAUUACGCAGGACGCGUUCCACCGCUACUGAUCCUUUUUCUGGAGUGGUCACAUCCAUCAUCAAGAGAGUUGGCCUUUUUAAUCAGACAAUAGUGGACGACGUGUGUCUGCGGCAGUUCUUGAUAGAGAUGGGGGAGAUGGCCCCUUGGGAGGAUGUAGUCACCCAGAGGAAAGAGCUGAAUCUGGACUUGCCGCCGGAUGAGGAGUCCCAGCGCGUUAGAGAUCAGAACGCUCUUGUCAAAAGGAGCCUGUCUUCACUGCGACCCUCGCAGGCGAAGGCAAAGCAACCGCUAGGCCCAGAAGACUUUUAUGACCGUGACCCGGUCGAGCAUUUGCGACACGACUUUGGGAGUUUACCGGUCUAUGUGAUUGACGAUGUGAGCGCAGAAGAGCUGGACGAUGGCUUGUCAGUGGAACCUGUUCCUAACGAGCCUGGUUCGGCUUGGAUACACGUCCACAUUGCAGACCCUACUUCUGUCCUUCCACCGACUCACGCUCUCUCGGAAGCAGCACGUCGAAUGGGCUCCUCAGCAUACUUCAUCCACAGGACAUGGCCUAUGCUACCUCCCUCCCUUACCCAUGAACGACUGAGUUUGGGCUCGCAUUCUCGUAAGGGGGAGCCAGAGCCUGUACUUACUUUCAGCUUCAAGGUAGAUGCUGAAGGCAAUAUGGCCGACUACGAUGUUAAAGCGGGUCUCAUUCGCAACGUCAUAAGAGUUGACUAUGAUGGUGUGGAUCAACUUCUUGGAAACGGAGGUGUUCAAUUUGGCUACCCAUUCGAGGCACCGCAAUCCCCUGGGGUCUCCCAUGUGCCUGUAUUAGAAACCAAAGAUGUGGAGAACAUGCGUCUUAUCGACAACAUAACGCGCAGGUUCCGACAGCGUAACCGCCAGACACUAAAUCCAUUCGUAUUCUCAGCCUCAAAUGCCACUCUCGUGGCUUCUACAAAACCAAUUCAUGGCGCUCCAACAACACCAGCUUGGAACGCUUCUUAUUAUCGCGGUUUCCCCAGCCUUACAUAUGAGGUGUCCUCUCAGAAGAUUGAGGAGCGUGGCUCGCGGUUGUUUGUUGCUGAGUGUAUGAAAACAGCGGCUCGCGUUGCUUCACGAUGGUUCUCCGCAAGAGGAGUGCCGAUGUUGCGUCGUUCUGCACUACCUCCUAUAGCUCUCGAGGACAAGAGAGACAUUGAGAGGUUAACGGCGAAGAUGGACGAGGAUGGAUAUGUAGAUCACGCGGAGUUCCUCCAGACGAAACUGCACGUUCCAUCCGUCGAGUAUGUUCUUCAGCCAGGUAUACAUUGGUCCAUGGGUAUCCCAGAGGGGGAGGGUUAUGUGCGCGUCACAUCGCCACUGCGACGGUACAACGAUCUGGUUGCGCACUGGCAGAUCAAGGAUGCGCUGCUUCGACCCAAGGCAUCUACGCGUCUAUUCACUCCCGGAUGGCUCACUACCCACGCCAUCGAGGUGCUUGCGUCUGAGAAGCUUUGGAAGCACAGCGAGCGGAGUCAUCGCACGCAGUGGACACUUAUGUACAUCAAGCGCUUCCUUGACCACCCAAACCCUCCCAGUGAUCGCGUCGACCCUCUGCAAUCCCUCAGUGCAUAUGUCACGGAGCCUGGCAGGAGGCGCAACUUGUUGACGAACCAGUUUGCUUGUCACAUACCAUCACUUGGUCUACCAGCAACCAUUGUCACACCUAGGACUACGGAUAUUCCGGUAGGGCAGUAUGUGACUGUGAAAGUGAAGGACAUACAGGUCGGUUUGAAGGCGCUGUUCAUUGUGGAGCUAUGUGGGGGUGCAUAG